This is a messenger RNA of Mycena indigotica, 3792 nucleotides long. RefSeq lists its product as uncharacterized. The record is from RefSeq and is a predicted model, not a curated record. Lineage: Eukaryota; Fungi; Basidiomycota; Agaricomycetes; Agaricales; Mycenaceae. Bases 19 to 3792 code for a protein of 1257 amino acids. The transcript is spliced from 19 exons.
CACUUGGAGCCGACCACGAUGCCCAUGACGGGUAUCCAGUCCACCCCCGCUUCUCCAGCCGAUGGGGAGGACCUGGCUGCCUUCAAGCAGCGUGUCCACUCGGAAAUCAAGGCUGAGCUUGAGCCUACGGUGCUCAAUGCUAAGAAACAGAUGAUGGAGAAGUUGAAGCAGACUCGGGAUGAGAAAACGAGACAGGCGUUGUUGAAGGAGUACACAGACACUUUAAACGUUAUCGAGGCGGACGGGACCCGACGCCUCGCUGACGAGCUAGUCAAGGAGCGAAUUCGGAGGAGCGCUAAUGGCAUUGCUGCUGGCGUUACCUCAGACAGAGCUCAGUCGAGAAUGGGUGGUUUCGUGGGAGAUGCGUCGGAUUUUGGUGACUGGGACACCCAACGGCCUGCCUCGACGAUGGGGCAUGUUCGCGGGAAAUCAUCGCUUGGUAACAAAACCUCCCUUCUUAGCGGUACUAGACCGGGUUCGGCUGCUGGCAUGUAUAACAACACUGGAAGUAGACCAUCAACGGCGGCAGGCCGACCCUCCUACCCCUUCGUUGAGGAUGGAAACAAGGUUGACGAAGCGCGGGCUCGCAAAUUUGCCGAAGAACAAGCAAGGCUGGACAGGGCUCAUACUCCUGCUAGUUCAAGUGUUGAUGAGAGCGCGGCAAUGUUACGCAAGUUUGCAGAAGAGCAGGCACGGUACAAUCGAGCGCACUCUCCGGCAGAAAUCACACGUCAGACCGACGUCCAACGUAGAUUUGCUGAAGAGCAGGCGCGUUUACAUCGUGCUCAUUCGCCUGCUGUCCCAGUCCCUGGUAACGUCAGCGAAUCGCCCAAAUCUUAUCGCACCAGCACCGGAAUAUCCGUCUCACCAGAUGCCAUCAGGACUCGUAAAGCUAGCACUACCUCAAGCUCACCUAUCGAUACCCGAUUUGUAGCCUUCGCAGACCAACAGCAACAGCAGUAUCGCCAAUUUACUCCCAGCAAUCAAGACGCCUUGAGGAAUACCAAUGGUUCCCGACUUGGUCAGAACCCUCCCACUCCCACAAGCCCCGCCCCAGGCCCCCGCGGCAAAUCGGCUCCAGUGAAUAUUACUUCUACCUCAUCGACUGCAGCUGGUCGUCGCGGCUCGUCGCAGAAUACGUUUGGGAGAUUCCCUUUGAACGAGCGAGACCAUGACACAAGGUCCGCCUACGCCGACGACGACUCGACUACUCUGACGAAAGUUGAAAUGCUGUUCUUCGAUCUGGACGGGACUGUGCUGAACUGGCAGGGAACGGUUGCUACCGAAUUAAGGAGAACGGCCAGGCGAUAUUGGGCGGAGGCGGAAGAGAUGGAUUGGGAAGGUUUUGCGAUGAAGUGGCGGGAAAUCUACAUGACCAAUCUACGAACUCUCGCAGAGUCUGGUAGCGCCUUGGAUGCCCCCACAGUCUAUCGCACUUCACUGGAUUCUCUUCUCUCUGGCAAGGAAGCAGCCGACGUGGCAGCCAAGUGGACGGCGCCAGUUCGCACACAACUAGUCGAAUUCUGGAGCAAACUACUUCCAUGGCCCGAUGUUGAAGAUGGACUGAAGAACAUCAAGACAAUUAAGACUGUGGGAACGAUUUGUAACGAAUCGCUGAGAACACAAACACAAAUUAACCGUCAUGCUGGGUUGUCCUGGGACGUUUGUCUCUCUGGCACUGUGCUUGGAAGCUUCAAAGGGGUGCCUGACACAUAUCUUCAAGCUGCCUCGACUAUGAGUCUUCCACCUAAUAAAUGCGCUCUCGUCUCAGCCCACGUCGAUGAACUUAGUGUCGCUGCCAGUGUGGGGUUCAAGACUAUCUACGUUCAUCGUGCAUCGGAACGGCUUAUCAACGCCAGCUCGAAGAUGAAUGGCAAGACCAAUGGGAAGAAAGGCAAAGUGAACGGGACUGGGGAAGUGCGGAGCAAAGCUGAAGGUGGAGAAGUUGACGUGGUUGUUGACUCGUUUGAGCAUCUCGCACUAGUGCUGGGUAUUUCAGCAUCAUCAAGUCUGGAUGACGCAGAGGCAUUCUUGAAUGCUUCCUUCCCCGCUACUAUCGACCUGACGAUUGGCAAGCUUGAGCACGAGCUUGAGAGCGACCUCGCCUACUUCAUGGACAAUCUCUUCGACAAGGAGUUUGCCGGAUUAGCAGAUUUCGAGGAGAAUUAUGGCGAACUCUUGUUAGCUCCACCACCAGUUGAAGGGAAAGGAAAGGGGAGAGUCGACAGCGACGGAGUGCUGGUUCGCCCCACAAGCGCUGCCAGGUUUCCAGCGGACGAUGGCCCAGUUGUUCGCACAACAUGUGCAGCCGCGAUACCCCCGAGUCUGAGUGACUCUGCACACUUGAAACCGAUACCGAUCCAGCCAGCGACGUCGACUACGGCCAGCUCAAGUCGUGAUGUCGACGGGGUGGCUGUACCCACUACACGGCCACGCGCUUUCGCUGUUUCCGAGUCUGACCGCCAGAGUGGACCAAGGCAGGUUAGAGUGCCUGUCAAGUCUGACUACAAACCCGUCACCCGUCUCGGCUUCUCAAUCCCUUCUUUCCUUGACACACCUUCAUGGAUUAAGAAGGAGCAGUCAGCCUCUUCUUCUUCGACUGCCGAGUCGACCAUGUCCGAUCCUCCACCACCCACCACGUUGUCUGCUGCGGAGUCAUCGAAACCAUUACUCAGCUCCAGUCACUCUGCCCCAGCUUCGUCUAUUCCCACCAUGACGAAAAGCUCGUUUGGCUCAACCACGGAAUCCAAUGACAAUAACAAUGUUUCGUCGUCGUCGUCCAACUCAGCACAGCCAGCUUCAACGGUAACAGCAUUCGGCAGCGGAUUUGGGGCGCCGAGCACCCCCUCCUCUCUCAAUGCCGCGCAUCCCUUCGCCUCGAGUUCUAAUGGCUUUUCACCGAGCAAUGAGACCUCAACUGCAUCCGCUUUCACUGCUACGCCGUCUCUAUUCCAGCCAGCCACAUCCUCGUGGCCUGCGCCGUCCAGCUCAAUACCACAGACUACACCGUCUUGGUCUAUGUCCAUGCCAAGCUUGGUAGUCAGCCCCCCUCCGUUGCAGGACAUCGAGAUGGAUGAUGGUACGACACCCACCCAACAGAACCUAUUUGCUGUACCAACACCAGCGAACAUAUGGAGUGCUGCUGGUCCUUCAAGCUAUGCAGCAGUGACCCCAUCGUUUGUCAAUGAGCCACCGGUCUUCACAGAGUCGCAACCUGUCAUUGACAUGGAGCUCGAUGACCGGCCAAGUUCAAUAUUCGAGCUCAUUAGCGAGAAUCCAAGCCCUCCAAUUUCUCGUCCCUCUUCUUACACUAUUCAGCCUGCCAAAAUCCCCGAGGAGGUGUGGAGAGCGGAAGCCGCGCGGCUACAGCAACGACAACAGGCUGGCCAAACACGUGUUGUCCUCGACUCUUCACCCACUGGUCCACGUAGCCGGACCUUAUCAUGGGGCAGGUCAACUGUCUAUAAGCAGAGGGGCAAAAGCGCUGCCGCGACGAUCGCCAACUUCCCUGCCGGUGUCGAGCGUGACGUCAUCACCUUCCACCGGUCGGUCACGUUCGUCGUCGCAUUCAUCACGAACGUCGACCUCGAGCUACUCACCGUAUCGACGCCUGGGUGCUCCGCCGUCAUUCAAGCAGCGCUUGGAACGGAUAUCACGUGCCCAGUCUCAGCCGUCCCGUGGUAUUUUGAUGGAGACUUUGAGCUGGUUGUGGCCUCAACAUCUCUAAACCAGAUGUACUCUUAUCUUAUGUCUUAUCUGCUUCAGUUAGCUAUAGUGUAUUGUUUCCGGUAA